Chlorella variabilis is the source of this 642-nucleotide messenger RNA. RefSeq lists its product as hypothetical. Bases 1 to 642 code for a protein of 213 amino acids. The record is from RefSeq and is a predicted model, not a curated record. Gene Ontology annotation, cellular component: nucleus. NCBI's taxonomy places the organism in Eukaryota, Viridiplantae, Chlorophyta, Trebouxiophyceae, Chlorellales, Chlorellaceae. The transcript is spliced from 2 exons. Gene Ontology annotation, biological process: single strand break repair; double-strand break repair. Gene Ontology annotation, molecular function: single-stranded DNA binding; double-stranded DNA binding; 3'-tyrosyl-DNA phosphodiesterase activity.
AUGCCCCACAGCAAAGCCUACCUGCGCUGGAGCCAUGGCGACCACGGUCCAGAGAUCGCCUGGUGCUAUGUGGGGUCGCACAACCUGUCCAAAGCAGCGUGGGGCUGCCUUGAGCUCGACGCCAGCCAGCUCCACAUCUGCAGCUAUGAGCUGGGAGUUCUGCUGCUGCCGCGCCUGGAAGCGGCAUACCGCACCUCCCGCUGGUGUGGCUUCAGCUGCACUGGCGGGCAGCCUGGAGCUGCAGCUCCCCGCCUGGCACAGGCAGCGGCAGCAGCGGGAGCAGCAGGCACUGCAGCAGUGCCCAGUGUGCGCUUCCUCCAGUGGCGGCAGGGUGACAGUCAGGCGGCAGAGAUGGUGCAGGGUCAGCUGGGCGUGCCGCUGCCCGUUCCCUUCCAUCUCCCGCCCGUGCCCUACCAGCUGGGGGGCCCGGUUCGAGAUCGGGUUUGGGCUGUGGACACACCUUGGGAGGGCCUGGAUAGCUGGGAAUGCUCUGUGCAGCAGCCCCACGGGCGAGGAGCGCACUACGGCCUGCUGGAGCAGGACGAUUGGAGCGAUGCAGCAUACCUGGAUGAGUUGUAUGAUGAGCAAGUGGAGUGGCUGCGCCGGGAGCAGCAGCGACCGACGCAGCGCCGCAGGCUGUAG